Messenger RNA from Manihot esculenta (cassava), 1485 nucleotides. RefSeq names its product syntaxin-132. Bases 308 to 1222 code for a protein of 304 amino acids. Gene Ontology annotation, cellular component: SNARE complex; endomembrane system; plasma membrane. Gene Ontology annotation, molecular function: SNARE binding; SNAP receptor activity. The transcript is spliced from 13 exons. Gene Ontology annotation, biological process: exocytosis; vesicle fusion; intracellular protein transport. NCBI's taxonomy places the organism in Eukaryota, Viridiplantae, Streptophyta, Magnoliopsida, Malpighiales, Euphorbiaceae. The record is from RefSeq and is a predicted model, not a curated record.
UCACCCGUAAAAGGAAGCUGCCUUGCUUCGCGGUCUGUUUGUCACCUUUCUCCUUCUCCUUCUCCUCCCUCCCCAUGAUUUCAAUUUUCAACGUCAAAAGAGCUUUCAAUUUCUCUCUCCACAAUAGAAACAAAUAAAAAAGAACCCUAGUUAUGAGCUUGUCUUGACGUUUUUCUACAAAUUAAGACCUGGUUUAUAUUCCUUUCCUGAUCUGACACUCUAUACCUCUCCUCUUCUUCACUUUUUGAUCCUUUUUAUUUUCAAAAAUUGAGAAAAAAGGAGGGUUCUUUGAGCUGAUUAUUCCACAAUGAACGAUCUUCUAUCGGAAUCUUUUGAGAUCCCUCGUGGUCAGGGUUCUAGAGGUGGAGAUAUUGAGAUGGGAAUGACUUCUACAGAAACGGGCUUGGAGAAUUUCUUUAAAAAGGUUCAAGAGAUUGAGAAACAAAAUGAGAAGCUGGAUAAGCUACUUAAAAAGCUGCAGGAUGCAAAUGAAGAGUCAAAGGCUGUGACUAAAGCUCCUGCCAUGAAAGCAAUUAAGCAGCGAAUGGAGAAAGAUGUUGAUGAAGUUGGAAAAAUUGCUCGUUCAUUAAAGUCAAAAAUUGAGGAACUUGACAAAGAGAAUUUAGCAAAUAGGCAGAAGCCAGGAUGUGGAAAAGGAACAGGUGUAGACCGAUCAAGAACCUCAACAACUAUGGCCUUGAAAAAGAAGUUGAAAGACAAGAUGGCUGAAUUUCAGAAUCUAAGGGAAACUAUCCAUCAAGAAUACAGAGAGGUCGUUGAGAGGCGUGUUUUCACAGUGACGGGCACUAGAGCAGAUGAAGAGACAAUUGACAGGUUGAUUGAAACUGGAGAUAGUGAACAAAUUUUCCAAAAUGCAAUUCAUGAGCAAGGGCGAGGCCAGAUAAUGGAUACUCUGGCAGAAAUUCAAGAACGCCAUGAUGCUGUUAGAGAUUUGGAGCGGAAGCUUCUGGACUUACAACAGGUUUUUCUGGAUAUGGCAGUUUUGGUGGAUGCGCAGGGGGAAAUGUUAGACAACAUAGAAUCACAGGUGUCUAGUGCAGUAGAUCAUGUGCAGUCAGGGAAUACUGCUCUCCAAAGGGCAAAGUCAUUGCAGAAGAGCUCCAGGAAAUGGAUGUGUAUUGCCAUCAUAAUCCUUCUUAUCAUUGUUGCAAUAAUCGUUGUUGCUGUAAUCAAACCAUGGAGUAGCAACAAGGGUGCUUAGCGUCUAUGUUGUAUGUAUAUUGUAUAAAUGAGUCGAACGUAAAACUUUUGGACUCCACUCAGCAAUUUGUCUAUUAUUUUGCUGUUCAUUUACGAAUUCAGCUUGCAUCUUUUUUAAAAUUGUAUGACAAGUUUUGUUGCUUUUGCUUCACUUAAAGUGUAUUGUAUUCUUCCGCAUACGCAAAAUCCAUAAACGUUGAACAAAGUAAGCUUGAGAUUCUUGGAGAUGAAUGUUCUAAGCCAGUUUGUCACUAGUUUUUGCAA